Musa acuminata subsp. malaccensis (wild Malaysian banana) is the source of this 1814-nucleotide messenger RNA. Its product is annotated as arogenate dehydratase 1. Gene Ontology annotation, cellular component: chloroplast; cytoplasm. Gene Ontology annotation, biological process: L-phenylalanine biosynthetic process. NCBI's taxonomy places the organism in Eukaryota, Viridiplantae, Streptophyta, Magnoliopsida, Zingiberales, Musaceae. The record is from RefSeq and is a predicted model, not a curated record. Gene Ontology annotation, molecular function: arogenate dehydratase activity; prephenate dehydratase activity.
CCUUCUUUCUCUUCACUCUCUCUCUCUCUCUCUCUCUACUGCUUGUCCUGAGCCCUUCCGCUUCCACCUUCUCCUUCCUCGUCCCCUUCCUAUCCUCAACGGUUGACUUUUGGCCCCGUUCCUUCUACCUUUCUUAUAGCGUGUUGUAGUGCUGUAGUUAUCCUGGAUCGGGCAGCAGCAUGUCACCGAUGGCGGCGGCUAUGCUAUCCUCUCACCCUAAUGUGAUGCCGAAUGUGACGGCGCCUGCGGCCACCGCUGGAUCCGCCCGUCUCCUCCUCCUACUCCGCCGCCGCCGCCACGGGCGCCCCCAGGCCGUCCGGUCCAUAAAUCGCCCGGAUCCAUCAGAUCCGUUUCCUGGCACACUCGGGAUCAGCCGCGUUGACUGGAAGGCAUCAUGCGCCUUCCUCUCCAGCAAGGCCGCCGCUGGCCCGGGCUCGUCUUCCGACAAGCCGCUCUCCCCCUCCGGCGACCCCCCCGCCGCCGACCCGGAACCCGACGACGACGACGACGGAAAAGGCGGCAACCACCGCCUCUCCGCGGCAAUUAACGGCGUGAGGACGGCGGGGGCGGGGGCGCUGGAUCUGGUGCCGAUCUCGAACCUGCCGCGGCCGCUGACCAUCGCGGACCUGUCGCCGGCGCCGAUGCACGGGUCGCGGCUCCGCGUGGCGUACCAAGGGGUGCCGGGCGCGUACAGCGAGGCGGCGGCGGGGAAGGCGUACCCCAACUGCGAGGCCAUCCCGUGCGACCAGUUCGAGGUGGCGUUCCAGGCGGUGGAGCUGUGGAUCGCGGACCGUGCGGUGCUCCCCGUGGAGAACUCCCUGGGCGGCAGCAUCCACCGCAACUACGACCUGUUGCUGCGGCACCGGCUGCACAUCGUGGGGGAGGUGCAGCUGCCCGUCCACCAUUGCUUGCUGGCGCUGCCGGGCGUGCGCAAGGAGUACCUCACCCGGGUGAUGAGCCACCCGCAGGCGCUGGCGCAGUGCGAGCUCACGCUCACCCGCCUGGGCCUCAACGUCACCCGCGAGGCCUUCGACGACACGGCGGGCGCCGCCGAGCACGUGGCCAACAACGGCCUCCGGGACACGGCGGCCAUCGCGUCGGCCCGGGCGGCGGAGCUGUACGGGCUGCAGGUGCUAGCGGACGGGAUCCAGGACGACAGCAGCAACGUGACGAGGUUCGUGAUGCUGGCGCGGGAGCCCAUCAUCCCGCGCACCGACCGCCCCUUCAAGACCAGCAUCGUCUUCGCCCACGACCGCGAGGGCACCUCCGUCCUCUUCAAGGUGCUCUCCGCCUUCGCUUUCCGGGACAUCAGCCUCACCAAGAUCGAGAGCCGCCCGCACCGCCACCGACCGAUCCGCCUCGUGGACGACGCCAACGUCGGCACCGCCAAGCACUUCGAGUACAUGUUCUACGUCGACUUCGAGGCGUCCAUGGCGGACACCCGCGCCCAGAACGCCCUGGCCGAGAUCCAGGAGUUCACCUCCUUCCUCCGCGUCCUGGGAAGCUACCCCAUGGACAUGACCCCAUGGGGCGCCCCCUCCUCCUCGACAAAUCCUCCACCACCGCCGCCCUCCUGCUCUGCUCCUCCUUCCUCGUGAUCGGUUGAUUCGAUAGAUCCAGUCCGUCCAAUCAUCGGAAAGCGUGUUUAAGAUCGAUCGGGAGUUGGUUCUUUUCCUUUCUUUUCUUUUCCCUUCCCUUGGCCUGUAGUGUGCUGCAAAUUACAUCCCGUUUUCCAUCGCCGAUGUUGUUACCAGGAGUUGGCUGCCAAAAUAAAUGGAUGAAACAUCUGAAGAUGAUGAAUUAUAAUUGAAGUA